This is a messenger RNA of Drosophila rhopaloa, 7115 nucleotides long. RefSeq names its product tyrosine-protein phosphatase corkscrew (gene csw). Bases 375 to 3305 code for a protein of 976 amino acids. The record is from RefSeq and is a predicted model, not a curated record. NCBI's taxonomy places the organism in Eukaryota, Metazoa, Arthropoda, Insecta, Diptera, Drosophilidae. The transcript has 8 exons. Gene Ontology annotation, molecular function: protein tyrosine phosphatase activity. Gene Ontology annotation, biological process: protein dephosphorylation.
UGGCUAAAGCCGUCAAAGUCAAGUCGUAUGAGAAGAAACUGUUGUUGGCUCUCAAGAAAAUUGUGCAAUAAUAAACGAAUGCGGGGUAAACAACACUCUAUUUGACAAACUAUAGACACAUUUCACCUUAAUCGAGCUGACUAAGAUCAAUAAAAAAGCAAACAGAAAAGCAAAACAAACAGCAAACAAGAAUUCUAGCUUUUGUGUUUUCAGUGUGUGCGUUCGUUGUGUAGUGUGUGUGUGUGGGCAAGUUGUUACAUAAAAACAAAAAGUAAUAUAUAUAAAAAAACCCACCAAGACGCAUUUUUCCACGGCGGAAUACUACCAUCUAAGUUUUUUGUUUUGGUGUGUGCGAGAAAACGAGAGUGAAGAAAAUGCUGUUCAACAAAUGCCUCGAAAAGUUGUCCAGCUCGCUGGGCAAUGUGGUCAAUCACAAGUUGCAAGAGAAACAAGUCUACAAUAAUAAUAAUAAUAAUAAUAACAACACUAGUAGUAUAAACAACAAUGCGUACAACAAGCAGCGCAAUUUUGAGUACGAACGAGCCAUACAGGCGCACUACGGAAGCAAGGGAAAGCGGUCGGAGGAGCGGGAGAGGAGCGGAAAGUUCAGGGCCGCCAAGGGUCAAAAGUCGAGGGGCAGUCCGCCGCAGACACCAGAUGCCCAGGAGACGGCCUGCAAGAACUGCAUGACCCACGACGAGCUGGCCCAGAUCAUAAAGGGCGUGGCCAAGAGCACCGGGCAGAGCAAUCAUCAGAACAAUCGCCUGAACCGCAGUCGACGUCCCUUGUCCGCCCAGCCCUCUGCCGCCGCAUCCGCCUCCACGUCCACCGAAUCGCUGCACCGGCUCACUCCCAGUCCCCAGGCUGGCUCCUAUCCGGCCACGCCCACCUCCUGGUCAGCCACCCCGCCCCAAUUCCCGACAGCCUUCGGCGGAGCCAGCUGCUCCACCAGCACCCUGGCCCUCCUGGCCAACAUGCGGUUCCAGCUCCAUGGCUACACAUGGUUUCAUGGCAAUCUUUCUGGCAAGGAAGCGGAAAAAUUGAUCCUGGAUCGUGGCAAGAAUGGUUCUUUUCUCGUCCGUGAAUCUCAGAGCAAGCCUGGCGAUUUUGUCCUAUCCGUGCGGACGGACGAUAAAGUAACGCAUGUCAUGAUUCGAUGGCAGGACAAGAAGUACGACGUCGGCGGCGGUGAAUCGUUUGCCACCCUUUCGGAACUGAUCGAGCACUACAAGCGUAAUCCCAUGGUGGAGACGUGUGGAACCGUGGUGCACCUGCGGCAACCCUUCAACGCCACGCGAAUCACGGCGGCCGGAAUCAAUGCUCGGGUGGAACAGCUGGUCAAGGGAGGCUUCUGGGAGGAGUUCGAGUCGCUGCAGCAGGACAGUCGGGAUACCUUCUCGCGCAACGAAGGCUACAAGCCGGAGAACCGGUUGAAGAACCGCUACCGCAACAUAUUGCCAUACGACCACACGCGCGUGAAGCUGCUGGACGUGGAGAACAGCGUGGCCGGGGCAGAGUACAUCAAUGCCAACUACAUACGCCUGCCCACCGACGGCGACCUGUACAACAUGAGCAGCUCGUCGGAGAGCCUGAACAGCUCGGUGCCCUCGUGCCCCGCCUGCACGGCGGCCCAGACCCAGCGGAACUGCUCCAGCUGCCAGGUGCUGAACAAGACGUGCGUGCAGUGCGCCGUGAAGAGCGCCACGCUGCCGUACAGCAACUGUGCCACCUGCAGCCGCAAGUCGGACUCGCUGAGCAAGCACAAGCGCAGCGAGUCCUCGGCCUCGUCCUCGCCCUCCUCCGGCUACGGCUCCUCGGCAGCCAGCGGAGUGAGCAGCGUCAACGGACCGGGCACACCCACCAAUCUCACGGGCGGCACAGCCGGCUGUCUGGCUGGCUUAUUGAAGAAGCACUCGAGUGAUUCAUCCUACGUACCGGGAUCGGGAUCAGUAACUGGAGCUGGAGUCGGAUCCAUGUCGAUGGCCGAGCGGGAGCGCGAGAUGUUCAAGACGUACAUCGCCACCCAGGGCUGCCUGCUCACGCCGCAGGUGAACACGGUGACGGACUUCUGGAACAUGGUCUGGCAGGAGAACACGCGGGUGAUCGUGAUGACCACCAAGGAGUACGAGCGCGGCAAGGAGAAGUGCGCCCGCUACUGGCCGGACGAGGGCAAGGCGGAGCAGUUCGGCCAGGCGCGGAUACAGUGCGUCUCGGAGAACUCGACCAGCGACUACACGCUGCGCGAGUUCCUCGUCUCGUGGCGGGAUCAGCCGGCGCGCCGCAUCUUCCACUACCACUUCCAGGUGUGGCCGGACCACGGAGUGCCCGCCGAUCCGGGCUGUGUGCUCAACUUCCUGCAGGACGUCAACACGCGACAGAGUCAGCUGGCCCAGGCGGGCGAGAAACCGGGUCCCAUCUGCGUGCACUGCUCGGCGGGCAUCGGACGCACUGGCACCUUCAUAGUGAUCGACAUGAUCCUUGACCAGAUCGUGCGCAAUGGAUUGGAUACCGAAAUCGACAUCCAGCGCACUAUUCAGAUGGUCCGCUCGCAACGUUCCGGCCUCGUGCAAACGGAGGCGCAGUACAAGUUCGUCUACUAUGCGGUGCAGCACUACAUCCAGACCCUGAUCGCCCGCAAGCGGGCCGAGGAGCAGAGCCUGCAGGUUGGCCGCGAGUACACCAAUAUAAAGUACACGGGCGAGAUUGGCAACGAUUCACAAAGAUCUCCAUUACCACCAGCAAUUUCUAGCAUAAGUUUAGUACCAAGUAAGACGCCACUGACGCCGCCGUCGGCGGACUCGGGCAUUGGGAUGGACCUGGGCCUGGGCGUGGGCAUGGGCAUGGGCAUGGUCAUGGGCGUGGGCAACAAGCAUGCUUCGAAGCAGCAGCCGCCUUUACCGGUGGUCAACUGCAACAACAAUAACAACGGCAGCGGCAAUAGCGUUAGGAGCUGCAACAACGGCAGCAGCAGCAGCAGCAGCAACAGCCACAGCAGCAGCAGCAACGGCAGCAGCAGCAACAGCAGCAAUGGCAACAGCCACUUCAACGCCCUGCUGGGUGGCAUCGGUUUUGGGCCGGGCGGCAAUGCGCGCAAGUCGAACUUUUACAGCGACUCGCUGAAGCAGCAACAGCAGCUGCAACAGCAGCAGCAGCAACAGCAGCGCGAGGAGCAGGCGAAUGCUCCGGCAGGAGCAGGUAAGAUGCAGCAGCCGGCGCCGCCGCUGCGACCGCGCCCCGGCAUACUCAAGUUGCUCACCAGUCCCGUCAUCUUUCAGCAAAAUACAAAAACAUUCCCAAAGACAUGAUCGGCCUGCGACCGCCGAGCCAUGCGCCUGCGCUGCCGCCGCCGCCGACACCGCCGCGCAAAACAUGACAAAUGAAUUUCUAAGUCGCGACGCCAAGCCACGCCACGCCCCCCUGACACACGCCCCCUAAAACCCACCACCCCCACACACGCACACAGGCCACAAGUGGAUUUCAUUUAUUAUGUCACCCUACCACACCCCCCGAAAAAACCCCCAACCCAGAACCCUUGACUAUGUUUUACUGUUGUACCACGUUCUACGUUCUACGUUUUUUUUUUUAUUAAUUGUAAUCUAUAUAAUUUUUGUAAUUGUGUGUAAUGCUUAGUUGUAUGUCAUUGUCUCGCUUUAUGUUGUAAGUGUUCCCUGCACACGCAAAGCAGUAACCCCACCAUCCCGAAACCCACACCCCAGGCAUAUUUAUGUACUAGUUUUUUAGGAACCCCCGAACCGGAAGUUUAGGAUACAAUCUGGGCGGAACUGCAGCAGAUCCGCCAAAAAGAAACACACAUUUUUAGGAGAAUCGCAGCCACGACAUGAUUAGGACCCGUUCCCAGUUCAAUAUUCACUUUUUCGAAUAUUAUUCGCCUCAGAUUUGAAAUUUUAUGUAUGCCUAAAGAGUUUAUCUUAUUUCCAAUUUUGCGAGGUUGAAAUUGUAAGUAUUUUAUUUUUCGGAAAUUCGGAAACAUUGGUUUUUUUUUACCAGAAACACUGAGUUGAAUCAUAAUUUAACUUUAAUAUCAAUCGGAUAACUGUUGGCGGAAUUUGAGUUCAUUUUUCAAUUCAAUUCAUUGGUUUUAAGCCAGAAAAGGUAUAUUCAAAAAUAAAUAAAUUUGAAAUGGAAACGGGUAACCGGUUGGAGUGUAGAAGAUGAAAAAGCAAAUGCAAAUCAAGUUUUUAGUGUUGUAAGUGUUGACAAAAUCGGAGGAGGAGAAGUUAGAGGAGUAACUAAUGCAGUAAGCACGUAACGAUAAUGAUACAAAAAGCGUUGAUUGUGAUUCGAGUGACAGCGAGAACAGUAACAGAAGCAGAAGCAACAGCAGAUGAGAACAGAGGCGAACGAGAUCAGAAUAGGACAGCAGAGACGCCAACCGAACAGAACAGAACAGAACAGAUGAGAAGAGAACAGAUUAGAGGUAAAAACAAAAAGCUAAGAAGCGCUUAAGCGUGUCGUCCCUAGGAUAAGAAAACUAAGAUUACAGCUCGACAGGUCCAGAUCUAUAUCUCUAGCAGCCAAUCUCUAAUUUCCCCUUCCCCCCGUUUGCCCCGUUGCCCCGUUAAUUUAGUGAUUGUAUGUGUAUGUUCUUAAUCGUAUAUUGAUGAUUAUUUAUAACGUUUGCCCAUUGUGUUACAUUUUAAAUGAUCGAAAAAAUUGUAUUUACAAAUUUAUAACUAGAAAUUAUACAUUAAUUGUGUGUCUGUGUCUCUCUAUCCCUUUCUCUCCGCCCCAGUCUCCCCAUUUCUCUCUCUCACUCUCUCUUUCUGUGUAUGUGCGAGUGUGUUCUUUGACUAAGUUUAUUAUUUCAAACGCUGAAGCGGAAUCAAACUAUAUGCAAUAUUUAUGCACAGUACCUUGGGCGCUGCAAAAAAAACAAAAAAAAAACCAUCUGCUAAAUCAAAAAUAUACAAUAUACAGGAAGAAAUAACUCAAUAUCAGCAGCAGCAAAUUAAAUACCAUUUAGAUUACUGUGCAAAUCUAAGUAAUAUAUUUAAAAUAUACCUUUAUUUUAUCUUAUUUUACCUUAUGCUUUUGUAAGUGCUUUAAAUUGUUAUUCAUCUUGAUCUUGCAAACAAACAAAAAACAAAAAAAGAAAAACGAAUACAAAACUAAAAACAACACAAAUUAUAUUUGUAUUUAUACAUAAAAAAUAAAACAUUUUAUAUGCGAUACACGAAAAUAAGCACCUUAUAUUUUAUUUUCUUUGCAUGUUUGUUGAUCGCUUUGCUUUUUUGGUUUCUAAAGUACGUUAUAUUACAACAGAUCCUCAACGAACUGAAACAAUAGCCCGAACACUUAGAAACUUAGCCUUAUAUCGAUCGAAAUGCCUCGACCAAGACGAAACCAUAAACAUUGAAGCGCAGAAAUGGGGGAGCCAUAUCCCGUGUCUCUCAGUUAGAACAAUAAGUACUCAUGUGUUCACUCCCACCACCCACUCGAACCUGAAUCUGAAUCUGAACUGACCCCCGACCCUCGCCCCACGAUCUUCCACCCACCAUCUAAGCACCAACGGGUGACCCCAAUCGGACGACGACCGUGAGUGUAAGUGCGUGAUCUAGUACUUUAUAUAGUUAGCCUAUAAUACGAUAAUUCAAAUGGAAUAAGUCGAAGCCUGGCUUCGACUGGGCGGCGACCUAGUGGCCCCCAAAAACGAAGGUGAAUCUGUAUGUGAAUCCCGCUGGGGAUACGAUUUGUUUUGAUCUUGAUCUUGAAACGCGGGGCAAGCCCAGCCCCACAAUUAUCGUGUUGAAUUUUUCUAUAGCAUAUAGAAAGAGGUGGAAAUCGGAAAACGGACAUGGAGAGCGCAGUCCCCAGGAGUAGCUGGCGGAGGAAGAGAAGAAUGCCAAAGCACAAAAUAAAGCCAACACGCAACAAAACACCAAUAGGCCUCAUCGAAGACAUCAGACCAUCAGAAACACUUUGAAACAACGAUGUUACGAUCAAUAAGAAUGAACCUAAAUCAAAAUAACGACGUGGAUAUUGACGAGGAAAGAGGAGAACCAAACACCAAAAAAAACCAAGAGCAAGGAAACGCUUUAAACUUAAUUAAUUCUAAAAUUGUAUCUAGGCGAUAUCGAAAUGUAAGCCAUACACCAACUAUCCAUAGUAGAAAACAAACACCAAAACAAAUUGCUUAAGUGACUUACUUUAGAUAACGAUAUUCGCGGGUAGGACCUCAGCCCCCAGAAACCUCGGACCUCAACCGAUUUCCCACAACCGAAUCGAACCCCAAAAGCCACCACCCUCACCCUCCCCCUCCCACAUGUACGUCUGUAAGGUAACCAAACCACACGAUGCAACCUCACCCCGUGUUCAUAGUCCGAUGAGAAGUUGUUCGAUUUAUAGUGAAACCUCGGUGCGGUUUCGAUGUUGCAAGAAUAAAAACAAAUAGAGACGACGUUUUCUUUGUUCAAAUGUUGCCAAUUUGCUUAAUACAAGUGUUAUAGUACCAUAUACCAUAUGGAGUAUGAAUAAUAUAUAUUUAGAGACGAAUUACAUCGCAGUACUCUGUGACUUUUCCAUUGAAUCCGAAAAAAAAACGAAAAGCAAAUAUAUAUCUAUAUACAAAAAGCAACUAAAAAGUAGUUAUCUUUGCAUAUGAAAUAUUAACCGACCUACGAGCAUUAGAUAUAUCUGUAGAAUACUGCGAAUAUUGUUGAAGAAUGACGAUUAAAUUGGAACUAUAGGUAACAAUCCAGAACAAAAGGUAAACAAGCCCACGACGAAACGCGAUAAACGCAAUAAACCACGUUUUCUUAGCUCUAGAUCUUAAGAUAAACAAAUUAAUUAAACGCAACAAAGCGAUUGUGAAAAUCGAGACAAAAGUCAACACCAAAUAAAUUAUAGACAAAACUAAAUCGUUGCAAUGUUGAAGCAAAUCUAUAUGUAAAUCAAUCUGCAAACGCUAAACAAACGUAACAAACAUAAAAACUUAAAUACAGCCACAAAAUAUUAUUGCGAAAUUAAAUCGAAACCUUAAGGCAUAGCUGUUCGAAACAUUAUACCGAAAAUAACAAUAUUGAAGAUAUAUUCAACAUUUUUAUGUGUCUGCAUAUUUGAAAGAAAAAGAUAAUAAAUAACCUUUCCAAAACGUA